Aspergillus clavatus NRRL 1 is the source of this 3381-nucleotide messenger RNA. Its product is annotated as leucine--tRNA ligase CDC60. Gene Ontology annotation, biological process: leucyl-tRNA aminoacylation. Gene Ontology annotation, molecular function: ATP binding; aminoacyl-tRNA deacylase activity; leucine-tRNA ligase activity. Lineage: Eukaryota; Fungi; Ascomycota; Eurotiomycetes; Eurotiales; Aspergillaceae. The transcript is spliced from 4 exons. The record is from RefSeq and is a predicted model, not a curated record. The coding region runs from base 1 to 3381 and encodes 1126 amino acids.
AUGGCAGCCGCUGCUGCAUCUGCAGCCGCGCUCGAUCCGGGCAACAGCACCAAGAACACUCUCAAACUCGAAAAUACCGAGAAAAGAGACGCCCUUAUCGCCAUCGAGAAGAAGUACCAGGCACAAUGGAAGGAGAAGAAAGUGUUCGAGGUCGACGCCCCGACUUUUUCGGAGGUCCCGGUCGAUGCCAUGUCCCCCGCGGAACUACGUGAGAAAUAUCCCAAGUUCUUUGGAACCAUGGCGUAUCCCUAUAUGAACGGAACUCUUCACGCCGGCCACAGUUUCACCGCGAGUAAGGUCGAGUUCAUGACCGGUGUUGCUCGCAUGGAGGGCAAGAGGGCCCUGUUCCCUCUUGGCUUCCACUGCACCGGUAUGCCUAUCAAGGCUUGUGCGGACAAGCUCGCCGACGAAGUGAAGAAGUUCGGAAAGAACUUUGAAGGCUAUAGUGAAGAGAGUGAGGAGGACCAGGCUGCUGUUGCCGCUCCUACACAGGAAGUCAAGGCCGAGCAAGAGAAGUUCUCCGGAAAGAAGAGCAAGGCCGCCGCCAAGACUGUCAAGAUGAAGUACCAGUUCCAGAUCAUGCUGGCUAUCGGUAUUACUCUUGAGGAGAUUCAUAAGUUUGCUGAUGCUGAUCAUUGGCUCCAUCAUUUUCCUCCCCUUGCAAUCCGGGACCUUGACAGCAUGGGUGCUAGAAUCGAUUGGCGCAGACAGUUCGUCACCACUGAUGCCAACCCCUACUACGACGCCUUCGUGCGCUGGCAGAUGAACCGCCUUCACGAGCUGGGCAAGAUUAUGUACGGUAGCCGUUACACCAUCUACUCGCCUAAGGACGGACAGCCUUGUAUGGACCAUGACCGAACUGAGGGUGAGGGUGUCGGUCCUCAGGAAUACACCGCCAUGAAGCUGCAGGUGAAGGAAUGGGCUCCCGAGAUUGCCGAACUGGUUAAGGGAAAGAUUGAGGAUGAUGCUAAGGUCUACUUCGUGCCUGCCACUCUGCGUCCAGAGACCAUGUAUGGCCAGAACUGUUGCUUCCUCGGCCCCAAGAUCAACUACGGGAUUUUCAGAGUGAAGGAGAAGGAAUACUACGUUGCGACCAAGAGGGCUGCUUGGAACAUGGCUUUCCAGGGAAUUUUCUUUGACAGCGAGCACUUCCCCAAGUCUCAGGAUCAGCUACCGCUCGUUGUUGAAGCUCCUGGUUCCGCUUUCGUCGGUACCCUCGUCAACGCCCCUCUGUCACUCCACAAGGAGGGUGUGCGUAUCCUGCCCAUGGAGGGUGUCUCCGCUACCAAGGGUACUGGUGUCGUUACUUCCGUCCCUUCGGACAGCCCUGACGACUAUGCCACUUUGCUCGACCUCGCAAAGAAGGCCGAUUACUACGGCAUCAAGAAGGAGUGGGCCGAGCUGGAGAUCUUCCCCCUCAUCGAUACCCCGACAUAUGGCAACCUCACGGCACCUGCCCUGGUUAAACAGCUCAAGAUCAAUUCUCCCAAGGAUGUCAACCAGCUUGCCCAGGCCAAGGAGCUGGCGUACGGUGAAGCUUUCUACAAGGGCACCAUGCUGGUUGGCGAAUACAAGGGCGAACCAGUGAGCGCCGCCAAAGAAAAGAUCCGCAAGGCUCUCUACGAUAGCGGCGAUGCUUUCCCCUUCGCUGACCCCAUGGGUAAGGUUGUCAGCCGAAGUGGAGAUGACUGCGUUGUUGCCUAUCUUGGCCAGUGGUUCCUGAACUACGGAGAAAAUGAUCCGGAGUGGCAGCAGGAUACGCUGAACUACGUUGCCAACGAUCUCAACACUUAUCUUCCUGAAACCAAGAACGGCUUCGAGAAGAACCUUGACUGGCUGAACCGAUGGGCUUGUGCCAGAACUUAUGGUCUUGGCUCGAAACUUCCAUGGGAUCCUCAGUUUCUUGUCGAGAGUUUGAGUGACAGUACCGUCUAUCAAGCGUACUAUACCAUCGCUCACUUCCUGCACAGUGACCGUUAUGGUGAGAAGCCUGGCCUCCUCAACCUCAAGCCGGAACAGAUGACCGACGAGGUUUGGGAUUAUGUGUUCACACGGCGCGAGCUCGAUGACGAGGUAAUCUCUAAGAGUGGAAUCAGCAAGGAUGCCCUGCAGCAGAUGCGCAGAGAGUUCGAGUACUGGUACCCUCUGGAUGUCAGAGUCUCCGGCAAGGAUCUCAUCCAAAACCACUUGACCUUCUUCCUCUACAUUCACAUCGCGCUCUUCCCACGCGAGUACUGGCCCCGCAGUGUUCGCGCCAACGGACACUUGCUCCUGAACGGAGAAAAGAUGAGUAAGAGCACCGGCAACUUCCUUACACUGAGGGAUUCUAUCGAUAAGUUCGGUGCCGACGCUUCUCGUAUCGCUUUUGCCGACGCUGGUGAUGGUAUUGAAGAUGCCAACUUCGAGGAGGCUGUCGCGAACAGCAAUAUCCUGAGACUUUUCACUCUUAAGGAAUGGAUUGAGGAGACUCUCAAGGACGAGUCUCUGCGCGCUGGUCCCGCAGACUCUUUCUGGGACAAGCUGUUUGACAACGAGCUGAACAGUCUUGUUCGUGAGACCAUCAAGCAUUACCAAGAUACCGACUUCAAGCUUGCUCUGAAAUCUGGUCUCUACGAUUUGACCAACGCCCGUGACGUCUACCGUGAGGCUGCAAUUGCGGCUGGCGUGGGAAUGCACCGUGACAUGGUCUUGCGCUAUGUUGAGCUGCAAGCUUUGAUGAUCGCUCCCAUUGCUCCUCACUGGGCUGAAUACAUCUGGCUCGAGGUCCUGAAGAAGCCUGAGACGAUUCAUUAUGCUCGCUUCCCUGAGGUGCCUGAGCCAUCUCUUGAGCUCUCGUCUGCCUUGAACUACGUCCGCACCACCUCCUCCAACAUCACAUCCGCCGAGGCCGGGUUUGUCAAGAAGCUGUCCAAGGGCAAGAGCAUGGCUUUCGAUCCUCGUAAGCCCAAGAAGCUCACCAUCUACGCCGCGAAGAAGUACCCUGCCUGGCAGGAGAAGUAUAUCGACCUUGUCCGUGACGCAUUCGAUGCUCUCAGCCUCUCCGUAAAUGACAAGGAGCUGAACGCCAAGGUCGGUAAGCUCGGUGAGAUGAAGAAGGCUAUGCCUUUCGUCCAGACUCUCAAGAGACGCCUGGUCCAGAACAAGGAGGCCCCCGAGAACGUCUUCUCGCGGAAGCUUCCCUUUGAUGAGUUUGCCACCCUUAGCGAGAUGCUCGGCAACCUGAAGCGGACGACCGGUUGCAAGGAGAUCGAGGUCAUUGCUGUCGAUGAAGGUGGCAAGACUGGUGAGGUGCUGGGUACUGGUGAGAAGAGAGAGAGUCUCUCCGCUGAGAAUGCCGUACCCGGUCAACCCACCUUUGGCUUUGCCAACAUCGCCGAGUAA